AUGACGUCUCUCACUCCAAGCUACAGCACUGACACUGGGAUUUCACCAAACCCCUACAUCUACCGCAUCAUCUCAACCGCACCUCGACAAGACGGUCUACUCUUUUCGCCAACCGACCAAUUAGCAUACAUUACCUCAUCGGACAGCCUACACUUCACCACUGCCAACUUGACAUCAGAUGGUCAUGUCCAGCGGGUGCAUGAAAGCGUCACCUGUCUCGAACGGGCGAAUGACGUGUCCAGCAAUGUAGUCAUCACAGCAGGAAGAGAUGGAUUCAUCCGGUUUUGGGACAAGCGCAGCAAAACCAAAGCCCUCGAGAUGCAAUCACCACAUAAGCUCAUCUCAUCAAUCGUGUGCGACGCAGCCAACCAUUUCGUGGCAGCUGGGAUCGAAAAUCCGGAAGAUGGCCCUCAAAGCUCUCCCAUCUACGUCUGGGACCAACGGAAUCAUGCAGCACCAAUACGGUCUUACGUCGAAUCACACACAGACACCGUUACUUCACUACAACUACAUCCUGCGCAUCCGACCCUCCUUCUCUCUUCUAGUACGGAUGGCUUGAUCAACAUUUUCGACACUUCUAUUGCGGAAGAAGAUGACGCGCUGUAUCAAGUCAUCAACCACGGCUCUGCUACCGCGCACGCAGGCUUCAUGUACCCGAGCACAGACAUGUAUGCACUCGGUACUGAUGAGACUGUGAGCUUCUACGCUCUGCAGAGUCAGAAGGAGGAGGAAGAAGAGCCAAGUCCAAAGGUCUUGGGCGAUGUAAGGGAGGCACUAGGAUGCGAGUAUCUGGUAGACAUGCACUGGAUGGGUAGGCAGCCCUAUGUCGCAGCUGGCAAGCAUAGUGAGCAAAAACUCGACCUCAUACCCAUCACCAAGGGCGACAAUGGACCGCUGGACUACAGCUUCAACCUCCAAGGCAAGAUGCAACUGCCCAACGCACACGGUGAGGAGAUUGUUCGUGAUUUAUUCACAGAUACACACACACAUACGACCUAUACAUGUGGCGAGGAUGGCUCUGUUCGUGCUUGGAAGGCUUCAGAAGAUGAGGAUAUGGAGGUCGCUGAUGACGAGACUGAGCCCACGAGGAAGGCCAAGGACAAGGAUCGAAAGGAGAAACGGAAGGAGAAGAAGAAGGAGAAGGAGAAGGCGAGGUUCAAGCCGUACUGA
Plenodomus lingam JN3 is the source of this 1170-nucleotide messenger RNA. RefSeq lists its product as uncharacterized. NCBI's taxonomy places the organism in Eukaryota, Fungi, Ascomycota, Dothideomycetes, Pleosporales, Leptosphaeriaceae. The record is from RefSeq and is a predicted model, not a curated record. Gene Ontology annotation, molecular function: protein binding.